AUGGAAUCUGUCGUUGUGGACCAAAUCCCCCAUGUGCAGCCGGAACCGGUCAUGGACGGUUACGAAAAGGUCGCGGACCUCAUGGCCCGUCAUGACGAGUUUGCUAUCGUGCGUCGCUUUCGAUCCCUCAACAUGCAGAACGUUCUGUAUUUGCAAGCCGAGGUCCUUCAUCUUGAGGAAGAGCUCACGGAUCUAACACUAAGAGAUCGUGCCCAUCCUGGUCGACCUUAUCACAGCAAGGAUUGGUGGUCAUUAGCGAAUGGAGAGGGGAAAGGAGACCGUGAUCAGUGGGCAAAGAUACUGCAGCUACGAGAGAUGUUAUCCUUGUAUAACGAUGCAGUCUUGAAACAAGCGCAGCUAGCUCGGCUUCACACUCCGAGCCAACAGAACGUGAACUUCCUCCGGAGCUGGUUUGAGAGACCACAGAUGGGAAACUUCCCUCUACUAGGUCUCGAUAGAGUAGCUUGGGACAGCAUUCAUGAGAAAGAUUUGUUAUCUAUUCAGGCUACUGGAUGUACAGAUCCUUUGACGAGGAUUGUACUGGAGAAGGUCAUACCACUCUACCAUCGUGUGAUUGGCGAACGGGUCAAGACACCAAAUCCCUCCGAGCCAGAUCUUUUUACCUAUGACGAUAGUCGUCUUGCUGCCGCUGUCUACGGGAUCUCGACUGUCAUUGCCUCGGUUCUACCCAUAUUCUCCGUCGUCGCUCUCUACUAUGUGAAAUCCAACGGCAUACGCCUUGGGCUUACUGUUGUAUUCUGUGCGACUUUUGCACUUGCGCUGGUCUCGGUGACCAAGGCUAGGAAGGUAGAGAUAUUUGCGGCGACUGCGGCGUUUGCAGCAGUCAAUGUUGUGUUCCUGACCAAUAAUAUCUAA
Thyridium curvatum is the source of this 876-nucleotide messenger RNA. RefSeq lists its product as uncharacterized. The transcript has 4 exons. The record is from RefSeq and is a predicted model, not a curated record. Bases 1 to 876 code for a protein of 291 amino acids. NCBI's taxonomy places the organism in Eukaryota, Fungi, Ascomycota, Sordariomycetes, Thyridiales, Thyridiaceae.